This is a messenger RNA of Amphimedon queenslandica, 2789 nucleotides long. RefSeq names its product dynein assembly factor 5, axonemal-like. The transcript has 18 exons. The record is from RefSeq and is a predicted model, not a curated record. Gene Ontology annotation, molecular function: dynein intermediate chain binding. Bases 39 to 2567 code for a protein of 842 amino acids. NCBI's taxonomy places the organism in Eukaryota, Metazoa, Porifera, Demospongiae, Haplosclerida, Niphatidae. Gene Ontology annotation, cellular component: cytoplasm. Gene Ontology annotation, biological process: inner dynein arm assembly; cilium movement; outer dynein arm assembly.
AUGGCAACUAAUUACUUUGGCGGGAAACUUAUGGCAGCAUGGAAACGAAUGGGGAGGAAAUUUUGCAAAGGCUUCAAAGAGAUCUCAAUUGUCUCUCAGACCAAAACAAGACUACAAGAAGGCGCUCUAUUGAAAAGAUAAGGAAAGAAAUUGGCAGCCAUGUUUCUGCUCCACCUCUCCUCCAUUGGCUGCUGGAUAAUGGCCUACUCAAGCCUCUACUUAAACUAUUCACCGACCCAGCUGAGAAAUGCAGGGAACUAGCCAUUAACUCUGUACAAGAAGCAAUGGUGGGUGUGUCUGACCACGCCCAUUUCCUUCCACUUAUAAUUCCAAUUAUUGUCGCAAGAUUGGGUAUUCCAGACAUAACAGAACCAUCUGAAGAAAUACGGCUUUUACUCGUGAGUUUCCUUGUUAAACUAUUGGAGUUAUGUGGGAAGGAUUUUACUCCUUAUCUCCAUGAUAUGGUAACAAUAUUACGAUAUACACUAAUUGAUCCAUACCCUGAAGUGAAAAAGGAAAGUUGUACUUGUACCAUUAAAUUAGCUAAGUCAGUUCCAGCUGUCUUUAAUCAAGAAAGCGAAAUAAUCGUCAAAUCGCUAUUGCAAUCAAUCGGUCAUCAACACUCCAAAGUUAGAAUAGCAAUCAUCAAGGCCCUAGGAUCAGCCAUACAGUAUGGUUCAGCCACUCCCAUUAAUGAUUGCUUGCCUGGAUUAGCUCAGAGACUGUGUGACAGUAAUCCGUCAGUUCGUUUGUGCUGUAUCAGAAUAAUAGGAGACUGGCUAGUGGAACUACCUGAUAGAUAUUCGUAUCAUCAUAAAUUGAUUCCGUUAUUACUAACUGGUUUAACUGACGAAUUGGAUGAAAUUAAAGAAACUGCCCACAAGCUAUGGACACAAGUAGGUGCAAGCUAUGAGAGAGAGAAUGAAGACGACUUAAAAGAUAAAAUGGAUUUCGCUCAGUUGAAAGAUCCUUUCCCAUCUUUAGAAUUCAAGAGACCUCCUCUUGGCUGUAGAAUACUUGUCUAUAGAAACUUCUCAAAGAUCUUCCCGGCGAUAUUGAGAGACCUCAAAGACUGGACUGUCAACAGUCGUAUCAAGGCCUCGCAGCUCCUCCAGAGUCUCUUGUAUCACAUGGAGGACUCCAUCACUCAUCACAUACAGCUGGUUCUUGAUGGACUUUAUAAAUCAAGUCAAGAUGAAGAGAAGAGCGUCAUUGAAUGGACUUGCAAAUCAGCUCAGAUCAUAGGUUAUUAUGUUUCUCCUGAGAUUUGGUGUCACCUUGUUUUACCAGCUGUGCGUACCUCUGGAGGUUGUCCUACUAAUGGAGAGGGAUCAGCAGUACCUGUUGGUCCGGUUCAGUGUACCGGUUGUUUGAUGGUUCUCUGUCAUCUACUGAAAGGGAGCAUUAAUGAACUUGUAGAACCUUAUUUAAAAGAUAUAUCUCUUUGUCUGGCUGAGCCUGAUCUAACCCAAUCUUGCCACACUCCAUUACUGGAUCAACUGCUUGCUUGUAUAUCUCAAGUCAUACACAUCUCUUCUCCUCUCUUGUCUUCUCUCUCUAUUCAUUUAUUUAUUGUUUUGCUUCGACUCUCUUCCACUUCUUCUCUUGAUCCUGUCAAAGCUGUCAUGAUUGGUUUAGCUGAUAAGAUGUCUUUGGAUAAUGUUGGUUGCUUAUACUCGCGGCAUAUGACAGAGAUAGUAGCCAUCUUGAAAGUUGAUUAUAAGGUUUGGUCUCUGAAUUCUCCAAAUUGCAAGCUUUGUCUGAGCUUCCUGUCCUGUGACAAUAUACUCAGUACAUUAGACAAUGAAGCAAUGGAGGAACUGAUACUGAUCCUCUCGCACUGCACUGAUCCUGAGCAAGAACCAGAACUAAGACUGAAGUUUAUCACAGUUCUCAUUAAAUGUUUGGUUGAUGUCUCCACUUCACAACACAAUCAGUUAUUACAGUCUCACUCAACUUCAAUCAUUAAGAAUAUCAUUGUACCUUCUUGCAUCUGGAAAGCAGGAAGGACAGCAGCUGCUAUAAGAACAGCUGCACUCUCCGGAGCUCAAGCUCUCCUUCAUUCCUCUCUCUUAUCUCCUGAUCAGAUCCAAUCACUUCUUCCUCAUUUCCUACCACAAGUCUUGUCUUGUCUUGAUGACGAUAAUUCUUCCACUCGUCUUGUCUCCUGUAAAGUCCUUGGGCUUUUACUACAAUCGGCACCGAAAGCCCAAUCAAUUGAUGAACUCCAUCAGUUAUACAGUCACUUAUUGAAGAGGUUGGAUGAUAGCUCUGACACUAUAAGAAAUGAAUGCUCAAGUUGCCUCAUUUCUUAUUUCAAUUGUUUCCCUAUGCCUUACGACUCUGAUCUAUACAAGGCCCACACUGAAGCUAUCUAUGCUGCAUUACUGAUUCACCUUGAUGAUCCUUCUGAUAUGAUACAAUCAUCAAUUCUUGGUGUCUUGGAGUCUGCUUCAAGACUCAAUCCAUCUUUGCUAAUGGAGAUGACAGAGAAAGUGAAGAGCAAGCAUAGAACAACAAAAUAUUGUGAUAAAUUGUUGGCACAUCUUUCACAGAAAAGUAAAUAAAUGUGAUGAGUGCUUGUACAUGUACAGUAUAUGUGAAAAGGAAUGAGAAACAUAUAAAGAACAAUGAACAUUAAAUUAUUAACACAUAAUGGUAAAUUAAUCAUUAUAAUCUUUUGCACUGUAUGGUAGAAUUAUAAUCUGCUUCAAUGGAAGAUGCAGUUAAACAUGUUAAUAAUUAUUAUUUAUUUUUGUAAUUUUAUCAGUCUUUCUCGUACACAACAA